Leptopilina boulardi is the source of this 3180-nucleotide messenger RNA. It is a transcript of the gene phtf, whose product is annotated as protein phtf. Bases 385 to 2784 code for a protein of 799 amino acids. Lineage: Eukaryota; Metazoa; Arthropoda; Insecta; Hymenoptera; Figitidae. The record is from RefSeq and is a predicted model, not a curated record. Gene Ontology annotation, cellular component: endoplasmic reticulum. The transcript is spliced from 16 exons.
AGGGAUUUCGAGGUCGAUAGUAAAUUUCUGGUGGCGGUGCGCGUAUAUAUGUAUAGCAUAUUAUUAGCAGUAGGAAUAAGAAAUAAAAAAAAAAGAAAUGAUUCCAUUGAUAAAAUUGUUUUGUAAUAAUAAUUGAGUAUCCUGUUUAUUGCGAGAUAGUUUAAAAAGUUCAUAAAAGAAAUCAAAUUCCAAAGGAAUAUUAUGGGAACAAGUAUUCUCAAUAUAAAUUUAUUGACAUCAAGGUGCUUUGUCGUGAGGUUAAUCUUGAGGAAGGGGGUCACAGAUUUUUGGUUGAACCACAAAGGAAAUCUUUAUCUUUACGGAAAUCCUGAACGAUAGUCUCAAAUUUCAUGUUUUUAUUAAUUUUUUGAAAAAAAAACAAUUAUGGCAAUCAAUCAUCUUAUUCAUUGGUACCAGAAAAAAAUUGGCACCUACGACAAGCAACAAUGGGAAAAAACAGUGGAGCAAAGAAUUUUUGGAGGAUUCACUCACGUUCCAAUGAGAACGGCAAAACUAAAAACCGAAUAUAUUGACGUAGAUCUUGUAAGAGGUUCGUCAUUUCCGAAAGCAAAACCGAAACACGGUUUACGAACAGUCACUUGGUUGGCAUUAAAAAGACUUUUAUUUCUUCCUCUCAAUAGUCGUUGGUGGAUACAACAGACAAGUCGCUAUACUUUUACCUUUUUUUUAAUUCUCUAUAGUCUUCAAUUCUUCAAUACUAUUAUAUAUUUUUAUAUUCUCAACAAAGAAUCCGAAUCUGAUAUUAUUUCCAAUGCAGAAGUACUGAUUCCUUUUGCAAUGAUGUUGACACUUUGUAUCGUGCAUUCGCAAAUUGUUUCAACUCAUUCAGGACCGUCGUUGUCGAAAAAUGAUAAUCAAAGAUCUCGACGCUCUAGAAAUGGACGGGGACGAUUUAAUAAAUCCAGAGUUAGAAGAAAUUUACGAGGAAAUAAUGAAUUUCAAUCGACGGUGGACAAUACUUCCGAAAAAGGAAGUACAAUUAGUGUAGAAGUCUCGUCGUCUGUUCGAUUUGCAAAAAAAGUCACUAUCGAAAGUGCCAUUGCUUCUAGUCCAAAACCAAAAAUCCUCAAAAAAGGGGAAAACGAGAUAAAUGAAGUGAAACCUGAAAGAGCAAAUUCUCCAUCUCCCAUUGAUAUUCAAUCGCCUUUAGUUGAAGAACAACCAGAACCCGUUGAGGAAGUUGUAGAAAAUGGAAACGUUGUUCAUCAAGAUGACGACGGUUUUGAGAGCCUAAAUGGAAAUGUUUCCAGUGACAACGAACGGGAAGUAAUUGCGCCUACAAUAGAAAAUAAAAACGAGAAUCUCGAGGGAAGAGCAAACGUCGUAGAAGUUACUGAACAGGAAUAUUCAGUCUCAAGACGCUUCUCUGCACCCGAUACUUCGAAAAAGGGGGGAAAUUAUUCCGAUAGUGAUGGAGAUGGCUGCAAUAGUUUGAAGGGAAGAGAAUUACCUUCCGAUUCGACGAGUUCGAGAAAAAAUGUACAGGAAUGUGAGAGUGAAGAAGAGGGUGAAUGUGAAGAAACGUCGAAUAUUCAUUUUACUGAGGCGACAACAUCAGCUACAGAAUGGAUGGGAGUUACGACUAAUAGCGACGAAUGUAGUUAUAGUUCGGAAUUCGAGGAAUCUGAUCUUCACAGUGAGACAAAUUUCAAUUGCAACGAAUUUGUGGAGCAUCCAUUUUCAUGGGAAUUUGAAUUACCUCCUUCAAUUUUGUCAAAUUGCACAACAUCCGAUCGAGUAUCAUGUACAAUUUGGACACGUCGCGAUAUAAAGAAAGCUGAACUUUCAGUAUUGGAUAUAAGUUCGGCAAUAAUUGAAAGAGCCGAAUCAACAACAGAGAGUAUGGAUUAUUUUUAUGGAGGAUUAAUUCUCGCAUUAUUGAUCUCAUUAAUGCCUUCAAUAAGAAGAUUGACUGAUCGUAUAAAUGCUGAAUCUAUUAAUAAUUCCACAAUUUUGGAAUUGCCUUAUGAAUUUUCAUUUGCCAAUAUGGGAAUUUAUAUGGAAAUGUAUUGUAAAAUUGUCGAUAUUGCAUUUGGUCCUUCAUUUUGGGAACGAAUUGUAGUUUUGAUAUCAGGUUUCGAGAGGCUUGUUCUCUCAUCUCUUCUCUUCUUUUUACUGGCUGUGGCAGAGAGAACUUACAAGCAACGUUUGCUUUAUGCAAAAUUAUUUUCUCACUUAACAUCAUCGAGACGAGCGAGAAAAUCAGAUUUGCCACAUUUUCGAUUGAAUAAAGUGCGCAAUAUUAAAACUUGGCUCAGUAUUAGAUCGUACUUAAAGAGAAGAGGUCCGCAACGUUCAGUGGAUGUUAUUGUAUCCUCUAUUUUUAUUCUCACACUAUUGUUACUCUCGUUUAUUAGCUUAGAAUUGAUCAAGGAUCUGGAAAGUUUACAUUCGCCCUAUAGCGCUGAAGCUUUAUUUUGGAGUUUUGCUCUUGGAAUUUUUGUCUUAAGAUUUAUGACACUUGGCACAAAAAUUAAUAAAAAAUAUAGAAAUCUUUCUGUUCUUAUAACAGAACAGAUAAAUUUGUAUUUACAAAUAGAGCAGAAACCCCAUAAAAAAGAUGAACUUAUGGUUGCUAAUAGUGUAUUAAAAUUAGCAGCUGAAUUAAUAAAGGAAUUGGAAAGUCCAUUCAAAAUCUCAGGACUUUCGGCAAAUCCAUAUCUUUAUACAAUCACAAAAGUUGUUUUACUAUCGGCCUUGUCAGGAAUUCUCUCAGAACUAUUGGGCUUUAAAUUGAAAUUACACAAAAUCAAGAUUAAGUAAUAUAUAUUAUAUAAGAAAAAAUACCUACUACCUCAAAUAAGGUUUUUUUUUUGUUGUUGUGAAUAUUCGAUAUUUUAAAAAACUAAGCCCCCAAUUUCAUGGAAUAGAUAUAUAUUUUCCAAGUUUCUCAAAAAAAAAUUUUUUUAAACCUUUUAGAAUUUUUCAAAAUUGACUUUUUAUAUCAAAAUAUUUUGUAAAUAGUACCCCCCCAAAAAGACACAAAUUUUCAAAACGAAGAAUUAAUGUUUCUAGAUUUUAGACAUAAAAAAAAUAGGACCAUUCUUGCAUUUUUGAUAGUGUCGAGCUUAUCUCCAAAAUCACCAAAUUUUUGUGAUAUAAAGAAUUUAAACCUUGAGAGAUAGGGUUAAUUCGAAUCUCAUUUUUUUUUUUUUUUUU